Hevea brasiliensis (rubber tree) is the source of this 1663-nucleotide messenger RNA. RefSeq names its product protein METABOLIC NETWORK MODULATOR 1-like. The coding region runs from base 204 to 1289 and encodes 361 amino acids. The transcript is spliced from 4 exons. NCBI's taxonomy places the organism in Eukaryota, Viridiplantae, Streptophyta, Magnoliopsida, Malpighiales, Euphorbiaceae. The record is from RefSeq and is a predicted model, not a curated record.
UUACAAGGCAGUUUUCUAUUGCUUCGUCACAAAUUCUAGGUCACAACCAAGUCAGUAUAGCACUGGAGGGGACCCGCAGCGGACAAGCAAAUUCAGGGGAGGGAAAACCACAUAUUAGCUUGCGUGGAACACAGCGCAAGCGUGGUCGUCCACGUAAGCAUCCAAGACCAAAUCUUGGUCAUGGAAGUGAUGUUCAUGCUUCAAUGAAUCCAAAUCCAAAUCAUGGGGAGAGCUCUCAUGUUCCGCCUGGAUUUGUAGGGGUCAAUGGAGAUCAGCCCCAUCAAGUAGAUUCAGCUAAUGAUGCAACUGAUGUCAUGGUGGGUCAGGUAGUUCAUGGUGUCAUUGAGGCAGCAUUUGAUGCUGGAUAUUUACUCACUGUUAGUGUUGGCAACUCAGAAACCACUUUGAGGGGUGUUGUUUUUAAGUCUGGACGUUAUGUUCCUGUUUCCACUGACAAUGAUGUUGCCCCAGGCGUCCAAAUGAUCAGAAGAAAUGAGAUUCCCAUCCCAAGAGAUAGAAAUGGAAUUGUUCAUACAGCUCGAGCGGCUAAUCCGAUAACCUCCGAAGGCAAACAGGUGCCUUCAAUGGCAAAUCAAACUCCUGUGAUCUCAAGAGGCAAUGUGGUGCCUGUUUUACUCCAACCUGUUGAUUUAUCAAAUGGGAAUGCCAGUGGACCAUCUUCAGCCGCAACCCAACCUACUGAUGCAAUGGCCUUCAAGGGAAAACGGGUGCUAGAUGCUGCUCAUCCAUCAAAUGGAUCAACGCCCACAAACCAAGUGCUGGCAGUUGAAACCCAGUUGCUUCACUUUCAAUCUCAAAAUGACCACCAGUUAAUGUCUUCAAGCAUACAAAAGGAAGCCAGUGUUAAUCAAAAUUUAGCAGCAGCACAGCAAGAUGCUGAAGCCAAAUCAAUGAAAUUGCCUGGUAUGCCCUUUGAGAAACUGUUAACAGAAGUCAUUAAAAUAACUCAAGUCCCUUCACAGUCAACAAAGACUGAUAAUGGUUCAGCUGUUAAUUUGCCUGCUAAAGAUUCUGGCCUUGCUGCAGAGGAUGAUAUCAGUGACACAGAUCAGCCGCUUUCUGUUGAGCCCUUGCAAUCAGUGCAGCCUGCCCUGCAUAAUCACCCUGCAGUCGUGUCAAGACCUUUGGUUAAUUAUAGAACUGCCAAGAUGACUGAGUUAUUGCAGGUUUUGCAGGAAAACAUGACAGAGAACCAGGCAACUCAGGUGCAAGAUGAAACUACAGAUGCCAGACUGAAACUGGAUGAACUGAGAAGCUCAGAAACCUAGCAUUGAGAUGAAGACAGUGAUCAUUCAAAGAAAUGUCCACAAGCAUCAAACGGGGAGGGGCGAUGUUAAGCCUGCUACUUACUACCUAACAUGUUCGAGAAGAAUUUGCGGUAAUUGGACAAUUAUGUAGAAGGCUUGUUAUCUUAGAAUAGGUGAAGGCCAAAGAAAAUCUAUGUUUGAGCCUUUUGAUGCUUUUCAUUCCACAGAUUUAACAAAAAAAAAAAAAAAGCAGCUGCACUGGCUGCUUGUUUAUCAUCUAGUAAUUGUAAGUUAAUGCGACAGUUCGAAGGUUAGCCUGUUAAAUAUUUAGACACGACAACCCCUUUUUUACUGUUCAUGUUAUCCGAGGAUGUGCCUCAGGUUUUGUGAUCCAA